UGCAUUGAGAAGAGGGUCGAUAUUAACUGCUUAAUUUUGUUAUAUAAACUAGUUCAGUAUAGCUGUUUUUAUUUGUUUAAUAUGAAGAUACUUAUUGUUUUAGUCAUUCUAUUUGGCAUAGCCUGGGGUGAUAAUAUAUUUAAAGACUUGAAGCUAGCAGUGAACGAAUGCGAUGCCGGACCUGGUGGUGCAAAUGAGGUAAAAUUCCCGAUGGACCUACAAAAAGCAGCAGCAACAAUAUCCUGCGUUAUGAUGAAAAGCGGACUCGUCACUGAAAAUGGGGACCCAGUGGCAAGUAAUAUUAAAAAACUGUUUGGAACAGUAAAAGAUGACAACGAAAUUGACGCAAUGAUCCAGAAAUGCACCAAAAAAGGAAAUACAACUGAAGAGGCAGCUGUGAAUAUGUUUAUGUGUUUGCAAGAAAUAAAUAGUUAACUGAUUAAUUAAAAAUAAACCUAUUUUAGCAGUG
Diabrotica virgifera virgifera (western corn rootworm) is the source of this 469-nucleotide messenger RNA. RefSeq lists its product as uncharacterized. Gene Ontology annotation, molecular function: odorant binding. The transcript has 2 exons. NCBI's taxonomy places the organism in Eukaryota, Metazoa, Arthropoda, Insecta, Coleoptera, Chrysomelidae. The coding region runs from base 82 to 435 and encodes 117 amino acids. The record is from RefSeq and is a predicted model, not a curated record.